AUGCAGCAAACCGACAUUGUUUUCGGGCGUCUCGUCUCCGGACGAGGAGCAACUCUCAAUAUAAUUACGGAGCCUGUCGCGGGUCCAUCUCAAUGGGAUGCCGUUCGAAUCCACCGGCCUGUCAGACAUCACGUCGUGUGCCGACUGGCCGCAAACACAACCUUCGGCUCCGUUUUCCAGUACCAAAAUAUCGAUGAGACACCUGAAGUCACUUUCUUCGGAGCACAGACUCACUUCGGUGUCAUACCCAUGGAGUUCCGACCUGAGCAGCUUUGGGUGCUGGUGAAGCCGCUUGGACACACAAUUGAAGUGACCCUGUUUGGAACUACAGCCAUUAUGACCCAAGAGAACGCGCGAUUCCUUGGGGAUGAGUUUUGCAAUUAUGUGGCCAUGGGAGGCAUGAUCGAAGUUCCUGCGUUGGGGCCAACGAAAACCUCGGAACUAGUAUUCGCAGCUAUUCUAGAGCGCACUUGA
Molecule: messenger RNA, 474 nt
Organism: Penicillium subrubescens
Lineage: Eukaryota; Fungi; Ascomycota; Eurotiomycetes; Eurotiales; Aspergillaceae
Product: nonribosomal peptide synthase
Exons: 3
Coding region: 1-474 (157 amino acids)
Source: RefSeq, a predicted model, not a curated record